AAGUUGCGCUGAGGCCCCCGGAAGCGCGGCAGCUUCCCAGCCUGCGCCGAGAUGCGUUUGAGAGCCCCGGUCUGCGGGGCUGCCGGGUCAAAUCCCUUUUAAGAUUGACCGUGCGGUGAGUGAGUGCGGCCAUGCGGCGCACCGCGCUGGCGCUUCCACGCGUCCAGCCCUCUCCGCGGGCGGCGCGUAAAAGCGAGUGGCUCCGCAGCGCCCUGGCCCAUCACCACUGCCCCGAUCCGGCAGCCGAGAACGAGAUCGUCGUCCUCGCCACCGGAAUCGACCAGUACCUGCAGGAGGUCUUCCACCACCUGGCCCAUCCCAGCCGGGACGACACGGUGUCCGGGGAGGACUUCGCCGCUCUCUGCGCCGUGCUGGGACUUCCCGGAGCUCAGAGGACGCCGGAAGCGGAGGAUGGACGCGGCGGUGGCGGAGCGGAGCAGCAGGAGCAGCGCGCGGAGUUCGCGGAUGUUUGUUCAGGUUUACCGGAGCGGCUUUCGUUUAGAGACUUUCACUCGCGGCUCUGCGGGUGUUUCCGAGUGCGCACUGCGCCCGGAGUCAGCGGGGGUCGCGCCUGGCGUCUGCCGGUUUCCGAGGACACGGAGCUGGUGGAGAGGCAGAUCCGGCUCCGGUGGCCCCGGGUCCGGCGGAGGAAGUGUGUCAGCUUUGACCUGGGCCGAGAUCAGACCGGAACCAGGAGCAGAACCGUGAGAAGCGGAGCCGAGGAGGAACUCCGUGAGCAAGCGUCUUCUUCAGACGAGGUCGGCGCUCUCAGGGAGCUGGUUGAGGACCUGCGCUCUGCUCUGCAGGGGAGCGACGCUCGCUGUCUGGCCUUGGAGGUUGCCCUCAGACGGGAGAGGAGCCGGACCCUCGCCGGCCCCUGCAGCCAAGGGGCCACCCUUUCUGUUCCCACACCCUGCGGCGAGCUCAAGCAGGUGAAACCGGGACAAACCCACAGGCCUAAAAGCCAGCCUGACGGGACGAGGAAGGGACAGAGGAGAUGGGACAUCAGAGACCCCCUGCUGAGGGAACUGAAACUGAUUCGGUCGUCACGUGACGGGCAGUUAGAGGAGGCCAUCAAAUUCAAUGAGCGUUUGGAGGAAGAGCUGCAGUGGGCGUACCAGGAAGUUCGCAAGCUGCAGGGGGCCGAGUCGUCCCUGAGGAGGGAGAACAGCCAGAUCAGGAGGCGGGCGGAGGAAGCAAGAGAGGCUCUCAACGUGGGGCUGCAGAAGGUCCGGCUGAUCCAGGAACAGGCCCGGUUGGUGCCGCAGCUCCAGUCCAAGAUCACCCAGCUGGAGACGGAGCUGCUGCGGUACAGCAGAAUCGGCUGCACCUGCCUCUCUGAGAGCCAGUCGAGUCAACCUGAGGACCCGAGUGAUGCAGAGGGUCUGCAGCGGGCGGUGGAAGGGAGAGCCGCCUCUGACGAAGAGGAAGACGACGGGAGUCUGGAGGAGACGGGAAACUGUUGCUCCUCAAAGGAGAAGAGCGUCGCCUCACGCAGUCCCGGCUGCGGCGAAGGAUGUCAGAACAACACAGUCCAUCGUCCUCUCUCUCCGAGUCGCUUGGAGCUCCUAAAGCGCCCCGGCUCUACUUCACACGGCAUAGACUGCUGCAGCGGGACAAGGCCACACCAAGGGGAGAAAAACGGAUGCGGAGGCUUUGGAAAGGUAAAGGACAGGACACAGAGCGGUGUGUGUGCGUGUGGGGGGGUGCGUGCGUGUGUGUCUCCAAAGAGGCCUGAGGACGAGGCUGAGAGGACACGUCUGUCUCUGCUGGAGGACAAACUCACAGAUUCACUCACCCUGCUGCUACAGCUGCGCAACACGAAUGUGUCACGCACGGUCCUGGAGAAAAUGGUGGUGGAUAGUCUUGGUAUCCGCAGCAAAGCUGAAGCUGGUCAACCCCAGGCCCUGCAGGCCGCUGGCGCUGACAGCCUCAGCAUCCACUUGACCCCCAGCGACCUUCCCAAAGGAAAAGGGGAGGAGGACGAGGGAGGAGGGCAGAAUGGAGAGAAACAUUUGCAUCCACCUGCAGGGCGUCAAACGAACAAUAUUAACUCUCUGCUCAACUCCGGUUAAGAAGCUAACCUCUGUCAUUCCUGUUUUACUGCAUAUAAUACUGACAUGUUUUACACUGUUAACCUUAAAUAUGCCCACUUAAUCCAAAUGGCUAUUUUACAUGUAUCUAAUUAUAUAAAAAUAAUAUUUACAUUGAGCACUUGUGUAGAAAUAAAGAGUUCUAAUUAUGUACAUGUAUGCAUUUUGGUUUUCUGACCUUCCUUGUAACCUACCUCAGUCCUUUAAGGUCUGCUCAGUCAAUAAAGCAGAUCUACUUA
Molecule: messenger RNA, 2332 nt
Organism: Xiphophorus hellerii (green swordtail)
Lineage: Eukaryota; Metazoa; Chordata; Actinopteri; Cyprinodontiformes; Poeciliidae
Product: EF-hand and coiled-coil domain-containing protein 1
Exons: 9
Coding region: 132-2075 (647 amino acids)
Source: RefSeq, a predicted model, not a curated record